Molecule: messenger RNA, 1825 nt
Organism: Cyanistes caeruleus (blue tit)
Lineage: Eukaryota; Metazoa; Chordata; Aves; Passeriformes; Paridae
Source: RefSeq, a predicted model, not a curated record
CACAGGCUUCAACUCUUCAUCAAGGAAGAGGAAAAGGGAGACAAGGAAUUCUCCCUGUUGUGACAAAACUCCUGUUGAUGAUGCAGUUCCAGGGCCCUCCAGCACCAGCCUGAAGCAGGCUGUCAUGCUUUGGGCUGGUCCAGAGCAAACCCAACUGUGGUGGAACGAGCAGAGAAGAUCCCCAGAGCAGGGCUGUGACCUCCAUGGCCUCUCUGUGCAGUGCACAGACCAGCAGCCCUCUGUGACCAAGAGGAGGAGAACAAAUCCUCCAGGAUGGGACAAAGCCCCAGUGGAUAAUGCAGCUUCAGGGCCCUCCAACAUCAGCUUCCAGCAGGCUUGUGUGCUCAGGGCAGCUUGGGAGCAAAUCCAACUGAGGCUGAGGGAGCAGAGAAGCUGCCCACAGCUGGGCUACGAUUUCUGCUGCCGGUUCGUGCGUUUUUCAGCCCACCACCGUUCAGUGAGGAAAAGGAGGGUUUGUGUGCCCCAGAGACGCAGGUCAGGGAAGCACUCGAGGCACUCUAGGAGUGCUGGUGGCAGAUGGUGGCGCUGGCUGAAGCAGAAUGGGAAAUUAGCACUGCAUUUUUUGGCAGAGCUGUCCAUGUUUUCUACACCCAUUCCCAAAGAAGAGGGAACAAUUUAGUUUUAUGGCUGAUGAUGCCAACGACUAGUCUAGAAGGUUUUAAUUAGUCUAGUCUAAAAGGCUUAGUAAUUCCCAGGAGGAAGUGAUCACAGAGAAAGGAGACCAGCAAAGGCAGUAGUUAAGUUAGUGGGUGAACGCUGGUCAUUCCUGUGGAAGAGGUGGGAAAACUAGAGAGCUCUGCUGCUGAUGCGGUGACAGCAGCAGCAGCAGGUACAGCAGAGCCUCUUCAGAGAAAGUACCAUGGACUGGAGCACUUCAGAAUGACCUUUGAUGCUCCUGUGAACUGGGGCACUGUCACUGAUCACAAAGAUGGGAGACUGCAGUUCAGCAGCUGGUACAAGCAGUACCUCGACUCUUUUCAAAUGGAAUUUCUCUGCAGUCAUUGCUGAGGGAAUAGCUCCCCCAAAAAGGAUCCUCUUUCCACUGGAGAAGAUUUACAUGGUCUGGCAGCAGCAGCAGAGUGCUGGAGCGGGGCUCUUCAAUGUGGGCAACACGUGCUUUCUCAACGCUGUCCUGCAGUGUUUGACCUACACCCCGCCACUGGCCAACUACCUGCUGUCCCGAGAGCACAGCAAGGCCUGUCAGCAGCAAGGUUUCUGCAUGAUGUGCACCAUGGAAGCACACGUUAACAAGGUCUUGCAUUCCCCUGUCAGUGCCAUCGUGCCUUGGGCUGUCCUCAAGGUUUUUGGACGCAUAGGAGAACAUUUUCAGCUUGGUAUGCAGGAAGAUGCCCAUGACUUCUUGUGCUGUACGGUCAAUGCCAUGCAGAGAGCUUGUCUGAGCGCAAGCAGCGACUUGGACCUCUCUUCUGAAUCCACUACCAUUGUCCAUCAAAUAUUUGGGGGCUUUCUGAGAUCCAGAGUCACCUGCUGCAGCUGCAAAGCCGUUUCUGACUCCUACGAGGCCUUCCUGGAUGUUCCUUUGGAUAUCAAUGCAGCCUCGUCCCUCACUGCAGCUCUGGAAGCCUUUGUGACACCUGAGCAGCUGGAUGGUGAAAACUGCUUUAAAUGCAACAAGUGUACGGAGAAUGUUGCUGCCUCCAAGAGGUUCACAAUCCACUGUGCACCCAAGGUUCUGACCGUGUGUCUGAAACGGUUUGACUGUUUCACCGGCGGGAAGAUCAACAAGGUGUGUACACAAGUGGUGUGCAGCUUUCUUUUCCUAGAGUAGAUUUCCUAGAGCUUG